GCACCAGUCCUCCGGGGGCUCUCUCUACUACGGAGCCCACACACUCACGCUCUGGUCCCUCCAAACUUUGCGCACGGAUGUAUAUCUCUGAAGGGCUUUCCAUGGGAUUUACCUAGAUUUCUCCGGACUAAGGCAUUCUACUUCAUAAAACUAAAAACGUUGAAAGGGAUUUUAUUUGUUCGUUCAAAGUUUUAAAUAGUUGCAUGUUUUUUUCGUGCGCACAGAUGCAGUAAGUUUGUGUUCUGAGUCUUGAAAAUGAAGGGUGUUGCGUUAAAUUCCCUGUUCUUGGCGCUCUGUGUCAGCGUGCACCGAGUCCUGGCAGUGCCCCGAAUCGAGGAGGAUGUUGGGUCCAGUGACAGCGCCUCCACCCUGGCCUUUGUGUUCGAUGUUACCGGCUCCAUGUACGACGAUCUGAAGCAGGUGAUAGAGGGCGCCUCGCGGAUCCUGGAGAAGACCCUCAACCGACCAACUAGACCAAUCAAGAACUUUGUGCUGGUCCCCUUCCAUGACCCAGACAUCGGCCCGAUUUCCAUCACUACUGACCCCCAAAAGUUCCAACAGGACCUGCAGGAGCUGUUUGUUCAGGGAGGGGGGGACUGUCCCGAGAUGAGCAUCGGGGCGAUCAAAAAGGCCCUGGAGGUGUCCCUGCCCCGCUCCUUCAUCUACGUGUUCACGGACGCCCGGGCCAAGGACUACCGCCUCAAACGGGACGUCCUGCAGCUGGUGCAGCUCCGCCAGUCCCAGGUGGUGUUCGUCCUGACCGGGGACUGUGGCGACCGCUCGCAGCCAGGCUACCGGGCCUACGAGGAGAUCGCCGCCACUUCUUCUGGACAGAUCUUUCACCUGGACAAGCAGCAGGUCAACGAGGUUCUGAAGUGGGUGGAGGAGACGGUUCAGUCGCUGAAGGUCAACCUGCUGUCCUCAAACCACGACAGCGCUCAGGAGAACAAAUGGGACGUGCCCUUUGACCCCAGCCUCCGAGAGGUGACCGUGUCGCUCAGCGGACCCACUCCGCAGAUCGAGCUCAGAGACCCCUUUGGCCGCGUUGUUGGUCUGGACCAAGGAUUGACAGAACUGCUAAACAUCCCCAACUCAGCCCGUGUCGUGAACCUCAAGUUCCCCCGUCCCGGGGCAUGGACUCUUAAGGCCAGCUGCAGCGACCGCCACACCCUGAGGGUCACAGGUGUGAGCAAUCUAGACUUCAGGGCCGGCUUCUCCAGCGCUUACGUUUCUGAGUUCAACCAAACCAGAGAAAGGCCAAUAAAAGGCGUUCCAGCCCAUAUCCUGCUGAAGUGCACCGGGCUUGACCCCCCAGGCCAUCUGAGUCAUGUGGAGCUGGUCUCGGGGGCGGGGCGGACACUGCGGACCCUGCCCGUCCCGCUGCCCUCUGACCUGGGCAGCAGAGGGCUCUGGAGCCUUCCUCAGUUCCGCACUCCGUCCCAGAGCUUCUUCAUCAAGGCGACGGGGAAGGACGACGCGGGAUACCGCUUCCAGAGGCUGUCCAGCGUCUCCUACACCAACAUCAUUCCAGAUCCCCCAGCUGUGAGCAUGCCUGACGAAGUCAACAGCCUCUUCAUGGAGCGCACUGUGAUUGGCUGUUGGGUUGAGAGCGACAUUCCCUAUAGGCUACGCUUUACCAGAAGUGGGAUUACCCUGGGCGAGGAAAAACUCUUCCAGGCCUCUGGCAAAGCAUUAUGGGAAAUUCCCCAAGCGUCUGGUGAAGAUGAAGGCCCGUACGAGUGCGUCGCACAGAGCACCGCCGGGGAGGGCCGCGCCCUGACGCAGCUUGUUGUGAGAGAGCCGCCGCCGGUCUUGCACGCCCCCCUCAACGUCAGCUCCUCCGUGGGUGCGGUGGCCAUCCUGUCCUGCCGCGUGGAGGGCACCGUGCGCCACAACCUGACCUGGCUCCGGGCGGGACAGCCCGUCCACGCCCGGUCGGGGCGGGUGGCGCUGGCCACUGACACGUCCCUGCAGAUCACGGGGGUGCAGCCCCGGGACGCCGGGGAGUACCUCUGCGUGGCGACCAACACCCACGGGAGUUCCCGGAUCGCCGUGUGGCUCAGCGUCCCAGAGGCUCCGUCGGUGGACGUCGGCCCCCCGGCCCAGGCCUUCUCCCUGGGGGGCGAGGUCCGCCUGGUCUGCAGGGCUUCCGGCUCCCCGUCCCCCCGGCUCUUCUGGAGCCAUGGAACAACGUUCCUCAGUAAUGGGCCGAGGUUGCAACUGCACCACAAUGGACUUCUGACCAUUACCGGCACUGUCCCAGAGGAUGCUGGGAACUACACGUGUCUGGCAACCAAUGAGGCUGGGACUGCGUCAAAGUCUGUCUCCCUCACCUACUCAGAGACGCCCAGGAUCUCGGUGGCUCAGCAGGUGGUGGUGGUGGUCGUCGGGGGAGAUGCUACCCUACAGUGUCACGCCACAGGUUCCCCUCCUCCAACCUUCCAAUGGUUCAAAGAGGGGCUGGAGGUGGGCUCUGAGCAGGAUAUUUCCCGUGGCACCCUGCGGAUCCCGGGGGUCCAGGAGGGGGAUGGAGGGGAGUACAGCUGCGUGGCCCGCAGCUCAGCCGGGACGUCCUCCGCCAGGGUGGUCCUGGAGGUGGGAGUGGCUCCGUCCUUCUCCGAGACGCCGGUCGACAUCAGCGCCAGCGUGGGGGAGAAGUUAACCCUGGCUUGUGCGGCACGAGGCCACCCGCUGCCCACGUUGACCUGGCGCAGACAAGAUGGCCGACCAAUCCCAGCGAAGGUCUCCAGCCCCGGCGGGAGCCUGCGGCCAGAGGAGAACAACCUUGUGAUUCAGAGUGUGUGGCUGGACGAUGAAGGGCUGUACACUUGCGAGGCUGAAAACCAGUUCGGAAGCAUCAAGACGGAGGCCAGGAUCACAGUCACGGGACUGGAACCGCCUCUGUUGGCCCACGGUGCCCCCUUCAUCACCACGGGGAUCGGUCAGUCUCUGAGCAUUCCCUGCAUGCUCCUGGAUGGAAUUCCCCUCCCGGAGAGACACUGGACACGCGACGGAACGCCGGUGGAGGCCAGCGUGAGAACCUUCCUGAGGAGCGACGGCAGUCUGAACAUUGAGCGGGCCCGCCCGGAGGACGCUGGCGUGUACGUGUGCAGCGCGGUCAACGUGGCCGGGAGCAUGAACAUCUCGGUCAGCCUGGAGGUCCACGUUCCACCGGAGAUCAGUACCGGGCCGUACCACUACAUCGCCAACGAGGGGGCCGCCGUCUCGCUGUCAUGCGAGGCCACAGGAUUUCCCAGACCCACGGUCGUGUGGUCCAAGGGACGCCAGCCUCUCCCCAGAGACAGCUCCCUCUUGCAGACGGACCCCAGCGGCCACCUCCACCUCCCGCGGCCCACGGCCCAGGACGCAGGCCUCUACAUCUGCACCGCCACCAGCCCCGUGGGCUACGCCAGCCGGGAGAUCCAGCUCAGCGUUAACACUCUGCCGACGAUCAACGGUGCGGGUCGCCAUGACGACACGGUGGUCCAGAGGUCUGCCGAGGUGGGGUGGGAGGUGGUCCUCCCCUGCGAGGUCCAGGGGACCCCGUCUCCCUUGGUGACGUGGAGCAGGAACGGACAGCCCAUCCCCCCGGUCACCGCCUGGUUCACUGUUCUGCCUUCAGGCUCCCUUAAGAUCACGGACGUGCGCCUGCUCGACAGUAAACUGUACACCUGCACUGCGGCGAACCCAGCGGGCAACGUGUCCAUAAGCUACAAUUUACACGUCCAAGCUAAGCCCAAAAUCCUGGCGGGUCCUUCCUUGCUUAAAGCCCUGAUCGGCCAGACGGUGACUCUGCCCUGUGUGGUCCAGGGAGAACCCAGUCCGGAGAUCAGCUGGUUCCACAAUGGUAAUCCAGUCAGGGUGGAGGACGGCGGUCCCCUCAGGAUCCAGCAUGCCGCUCUGGCUGAUCAGGGCACCUACCGCUGUGUGGCCAAGAACAAUGCUGGAAAGGACACCUUGGAGGUCACACUGGAGGUUCUCAAGGCCCCGUCCUUCCUGGAGCCCGGCGACGCCGUGAUGGAGAAGGUAGCAGACACCCAGGUCAUCCUCCGCUGCGACGCCCAAGGCUCGCCGGCGCCCAGGGUGCGCUGGUUCAAGAACGGACUGGAGAUUCACCCGCAGCAGUCUGAGUUCUCCCAGUCCCACGACGGAUCCCUCUUGAUCGGCGCCGCGUCCGCCGGCCACAGCGGGGACUACAAGUGCGUGGCGACCAACGACGCCGGCUCCGUGGAGAGGAAAACCAGACUGAAAGUCAACGUUCCCCCGGAGAUUCCUGAGGACGGCAAGCCUGUGAACCUCACUGUCACCUUGAAGCAGCCUCUGACUCUGGGCUGCGACGCCUUUGGCAUCCCCUCUCCAUCCAUCACCUGGACCAAAGAUGGACACUCUGUGGACAGUCCCGGGGUGUACCUGCAGAACGGGAACCGGCUGCUGAGGAUCUACAGGGUUCAGUCGGAGCACGGAGGGCAGUUUGCCUGCACCGCAGAGAACACCGCGGGCGAAGCCAGGCGGGCUUAUAACAUAGUGGUGCAAGCUCCCCCAGAGAUCUCUGGCGCGCGGCGCCUGCAGGAGCUGGCGGUGGUGCUGGGCCAGGAGGUGGAGUUCUCGUGUCGGGUCAGCGGGCGCCCGGCGCCCCGGGUGGAGUGGAGCCGGGACGGAGAGGUGCUUUCCCGGGACGGAGACCCCCACGUGGAGUUCCUUGAGGAAGGCCAGGUCCUGAGGGUGAAGUCUGUGAGACUGCGGGACCAGGGCCUCUACCAGUGUCUGGCCAGGAACAACGCGGGGACACAGACCCGCCAGUUCAGCCUCACUGUGCAAGCGCCGCCCUCUAUCAGGGGCCCUGACGGGACCUCGGAGGUCUCCGUGGUGCUGGGGUUCCCCGCGGUGCUGCCCUGCGAUGUGCAGGGCUCCCCGGCCCCCAGCAUCACCUGGCUGAAGGACAACCAGCCCAUCGUGUCCAGCGCGCGGCUGACCUACACCCAGGGCGGCCAGGCCCUGCGACUGGGCUCGGCCGAGGGUGACAGCGCCGGGCUCUACACCUGCCGCGCCUCCAACCCCGCUGGCUCCGCCCACAAACACUACUCCCUCAGAGUGCUUGUGCCGCCACAAAUUGAGGGAGACUCAACAGCCCUGAACUUCGGUGGCCACGGAGAGAAAGUACGAAUCGAUGGCACCUUGACUCUAUCCUGCCUUGCUAAAGGGUUCCCCGAACCAAAGACCCAGUGGUUCAAAGACGGACAGCUGCUGCACGGAAAUUUACAAGAUGGUUCCCAUGGCAACGGUCAUGUACUCCGCAUCGAGAACGCCACUCUGGCCCACGAGGGACAGUACACCUGCGUGGUCACUAACACUGCAGGGGAGGACAAAAAAGACUUCCAUGUCACCAUUCAAGUCCCCCCUGUGUUCCAGCGGGUGGUCAACAGAGAGGCGGCCUGGGGUCUCAGGGACGAGGAGGACGACGGAGGCCACGAAGACAGGGACAUGACGGAGAAGACGGAGGUGGUCCUGGGGCACCCCAUCAGCCUGUCCUGCGAGAGCAACGCCAUCCCCCCGCCCAUAAUCAGCUGGUAUCGGGAGGGCCGCAAGCUCAACGCCACCGACGGAGUGCUCCUGCUUCCAGGUGGACAGGUGCUGCAGAUUCCCCGGGUGCAGGAGGAGGAUGCCGGGAAAUACACGUGCCAGGCCGUCAACGAGGCCGGAGAGGACCGCAUGCACUUUGACCUGGAGGUCCUGGUGCCUCCUUUCAUCCUGGACUCGGAGGGCUACAUGGAGGAGGUGACGGUGGUGCUCAACUCCACCGUGGUGCUUAACUGCGACGUGACGGGCCACCCAGCACCCGCCGUGUCCUGGCUGAAGGACGGGCAGCCGGUGCGCCCGGACUCCUCCGCCCACCUCCACCUCAGUGAGGACGGGACGCAGCUGCAGCUGCUCAGUGUCCAGGUGUCAGACAUGGCUGGGUACCUGUGCGUGGGCAAGAACAAGGUCGGGACCAUGGAGAAACUCUUCAGCCUCACAGUGCAAGUCCCUCCCAGGAUCACUGGGCAGAAGGAGCAGGAGGUGAGUGUGAUUGACGGCCACAUGGUGUCCCUGCUGUGUGAUGUCCAGGCCUACCCUCCUCCAGAAGUCAUCUGGACCAGAGAUGGACAGCUACUCCACUUAACCACCGGCAUCCACAUCUUACCAGGUGGUCAGAUGCUGCAGCUGCCACGGGCCAGAGUGGAGGACGCCGGUCAGUACGUGUGCACAGCCACCAACUCAGCCGGCCAGGACCAGAAGAGCAUCCUGCUCAGUGUCUACGUGCUGCCCAGCCUGAGGCCCCGGGUGGAGUCUGAGUCAGAGGUGCUGGAGCCCCAGGUGGGCUCCACCGUCACACUGCGCUGCGAGGCCAGGGGCCUCCCGGAGCCCGAGGUCACAUGGUACAGGAACGGGCUGCAGCUGGUCCCGGGGAACGGCCUGGGGAUGCAGCGCCACCAGCUGGACAUCGAGGGAGUGCAGUUGUCAGAUGGCGGCACAUACACCUGCAAGGUGUCCAACGUGGCGGGACAGGUGGACAGGACGUUCAGGUUGACAGUUCACGUCCCGCCUGUUCUUGACGGACCCCUACAGGAGACCCUUACUCGGACUCUGGGCUCUGUGGUCACCCUGCUUUGCGAGGCCUCUGGGGUCCCGGUUCCCAGCACCACCUGGUUCAAAGAUGGGACCCCUAUUGAGAGCAGUCUGCAGUGGCAGUGGUCAGUCCGGGGCAACAGGCUCGAGCUGGGGCCACUCACCCUGUCCCAUGCCGGGAGGUACACCUGUCUGGCUAAGAACAGCGGGGGAGAGGCCAAGAAGGACUACACCCUCACCGUGCAAGUCCAGCCAACCAUCCUGGAGUCGGGCCAGUCCUCAGACCUGAGUGCCCCCAUGGGGGAGGAGCUGACCCUGGAGUGCAGAGCCACGGGGACCCCCACCCCGACCCUGAGCUGGCUGAAGAACGGAGCCACUCUGGAGGGCUCAGACUCCCAGCACAUAGACGUGACCCCAGAUGGCAUCUUUUUGACCUUGCUGAGGCUUAGCAAGGAGGACUCUGGGACAUACACCUGUCUGGCGGUCAGCCCUGCCGGCCAGGAGAGCAGACUGUACACCCUCUUCGUGCUCGUCCCGCCCACUAUCUCCGGCGAGACGUCUGUCCCCAGAGAGGUGCAGGUGACGCAGGACAGCGCCGUGACGCUGGAGUGCCACGCCGUGGGCACCCCCCCGCCCCAGAUCAGCUGGCUGAAGAACGGACACCCCCUGUUCCUCUCGGCCCGCACCCGCCUCCUCUCGGGAGACUCUGUCCUCAGGAUCUCUCCCGUGCUGCUCACCGAUGCAGGCGUGUACACCUGUGUGGCGCGCAGCCCAGCAGGGCUCGCAGAGCUCAGCUACAACGUCCAGGUCCAAGCGCCCCCUGGUGUGGACCGUGUGGAGCCCGUGGAGCCCGUCACGGUGGUGCAGGGCUCCUUGGUGACCCUGACGUGCGAAGCGCGGGGCGUGCCCCCGCCCACCCUGACCUGGCUGAAGGACGGCCAGCCGCUGUCGCUGCACCGCAACCUGCUGCUGGACGGCCGCGAGACGCGGCUGCAGCUGCCCGACGUGGCCCCCUCCGACGGGGGGCUCUACAGCUGCGUGGCCAGCAACCAGGCGGGCAGCAGCACCAAGAGCUUCAACCUCACCGUGCUCGAGCCCCCGAAGAUAUCCAGCACGGGGUCCCCCAAUGAGCUGACCCUGGCCGUAAACAGCCCCCUAGAGCUGGAGUGCACGGCCGUGGGGGUCCCCCCGCCCACCCUCAGCUGGCUCAAAGACGGACGUCCCAUGGAGCGGCCGGAGGUGGUGACGGAGGAGGGACGCUUCGUCAAAAUAAGCAAAGUGGAGGUGGAGGAUGCGGGGCUGUACACCUGCUUGGCCAGCAGCCCGGCAGGAGAGGACGGACGGAACCACUGGGUCCGCGUCCAGGUGCCCCCGACGCUCCUGGGCUCGGGUGAGGUGAGGACCGUGACGGUGGCCUCCAAGGGACACCUGACCCUGGAGUGUUUGGCUGACAGCGACCCCGCUCCUGAGAUAGAGUGGUACAAGGAUGACGUCAAACUGCAGCUGGGCGGUCACAUCCAGAAGCUGGCGGGGGGGCAGUACCUGGAGAUCCAGGAGGUCCGACCCGAGGACAGUGGACAUUACAGCUGCGUGGUCACCAACAUGGCGGGCAGCACCAGCCUCUACUUCAGUGUGGAGAUUCUCCUGCCCCCGGUGAUCAAGGAGAGCAGCUCCCUGGUGACGGCCCACCAGGGCCAGGACGCGGUGCUGCCGUGUGAGGCCCUGGGCGACACCUCCCCCACCGUCACCUGGAGGAAGGACGGCUUCCCGCUGAGUCAUGACAGCAAUAAGUACCUGCUCUUUGAGGGCUCCCUGCGUGUUCAGGACGUCCAGCUGAGUGACGCCGGGCGCUACUACUGUACCGUCUCCAACCAGGCGGGCUCGGACCACCGGGGGAUGGACCUCCGCGUGUUCGUGGGCCCCUCCAUCAUCCCCGGGCCCUUCAACGUGACCGUGACCACGGGCGUCAGAGCUGUGCUGAGCUGUGAGACCAAGGGGAUACCUGCUCCCCAGGUCACCUGGAAGAGGAACGGCACCCCGCUAGACAUCAACCAGCAGCCCGGGGCGUACAGGUUGCUCUCCUCGGGCUCCCUUGUGGUGGCCUCCCCAUCCAAUGAGGACGAGGGCUACUUUGAGUGCACCGCCGUCAACGUGGUCGGAGAGGAGCGCAGGGUCAUCGAGGUGCUCCUGCAAGUUCCGCCGUCUAUUGAAGACGAUGUCACCGCGGUCACCGCUGUAAAGAUGGCCGCUGUCUCGCUGCCUUGUCACGCACAGGGCCGGCCGGCGCCCGCCGUCAUCUGGACCAGGGGCGGGGCCAAGUUGAGCCUGAGAGGGGGAGCGUACAGGAUCCUGCCUACUGGUGUGCUUGAGAUCUUGGCUGCGGUUCCGAGCCACGCGGGCCGGUACACCUGCUCGGCCCGCAACCCCGUCGGUGUGGCGCACAAGCAUGUCACGCUCACCGUGCAAGAGCCUCCUGAGAUCCGACCAAUGGCAGAAGAGGUGCAGGUGGUUCUGCACCACGGAACCGUUCUCUCCUGUGAGGCCCACGGGUUCCCCAGGCCUUCCAUCGUCUGGCAGAGAGAGGGAAUAGCCAUCUCGGCAGGACACAGACUGGCUGUGCUCUCCAACGGAGCACUCAAGUUUUCCAGAGUCACCCUGGGCGACGCAGGGACGUACCAGUGUCUGGCGCAGAAUGAGGCUGGCACAGCCGUGGGCCAGACCAAACUAGUGCUUCAAGUCCCGCCGGUGCUGAGCGUCCCCAGGGUGGAGUACGUGGCGGUGCUGGGCCAGGCGGUCAGCCUGGAGUGCGUGGCUGACGGGCAGCCCCAGCCGGAGGUCACAUGGUACAAAGACCGGAGGCCCCUCUUGGACGGCGCUCACGUACGCAUCUUCGCCAACGGAACGCUGAGCAUCAGCGCCACGCAGCGCAGCGACGCGGGCGUGUACACCUGCACGGCCAGGAACCUCGCCGGCCGUGCCAGCCACGACAUGAGGCUAGGGAUCCAGGUACCUCCUAUGAUUCUCGCCGGCCAAUCAGAGCUGUCGGUGGUCCAGGGCUUCCAGGCCUUCCUGCCCUGCUCCGCCCAGGGGUCCCCCGAGCCCAGGGUCUCCUGGGAGAAAGACGGGGCCGCCGUGCUCAACCGUCCCGGCAAAUUCACCGUCCUGCGGUCGGGGGAGCUGAUCAUCGAGAGGGCGGAGCCAGGAGACGGAGGUGUGUUCACCUGUGUGGCAGCCAACUCUGCGGGUUCCGUCAGACAAGAUGUCCGCCUGUCCGUCAACAUGAGGCCCGUCUUCAAGGAGAUGCCGGGUGACGUGACCCUCAACGUGGGUCAGAGUCUGGCCCUGUCCUGCCACGCACAGGGAACCCCCACGCCUGUCAUCCACUGGACAGCCAACAACAGUCCCUACCCAGGGGCGACUGUGGACGAGUCGGGCCGGAGCUCCUUACUGGUGGAGAAGGUCAGCUCCGCCCACGCCGGGACCUACGUGUGCGUGGCGGAGAACAGCGUGGGCUCCAUCCGGGCACUUUCAUUCGUCCGCAUCAGAGAGCCCCCGGUGCUGAAGGGGGAGGCUCGCAUGUCCCAGACGGCGGUGCAGGGCGACACGGCCAUGCUGGACUGCCCCGUGCACGGGAACCCCCCCCCGGCCCUGCGCUGGCUCCGGGACGGCAGGCCGCUGCUGCUCCGCUCCCUCAGGCUGACCACCUUCCACAACGGCUCCCUGGCCCUGCACAGCGUCACGGCUGGAGAUGCAGGGGAGUACCAGUGUGUGGCAGAGAGUGAAGCUGGGGUUGCUGAGAGAACCAUAAGUCUUAAAGUUCAGGUCAACGGGGGCUUCUCCGGCUGGGAGGAGUGGGGGCCGUGCAGCAGCAGCUGUGGACAGGGCUUCCAGGAGCGAAUCAGGUCAUGCAACAACCCGGAGCCAGCCAAUGGGGGCAGGUCAUGUGACGGCUCCAGUGUGGAUUCCAGGAAAUGUCAGGCUGGGCUCUGCCCAGGUGAGUCCCCCCGCAAGGCCCGAGGCAGCCUGAUCGGCAUGGUGAACGAGAGGGAGUUCGGGGUGGCCUUCCUGGAGGCCAACAUCACGGACAACCAGGAACUGGGCACCAGCACGCUGAACGCCCACCUGGACAACAUCCCCCCCAGCGUGGGGCCGCUGCUGCGAGUGCUGGUGUCUGUCUUCACCCCCAUCUACUGGAGUGCCGUGCUGCAGAGUGGAGCCGCCAGGAACGGCUUCUCCCUGACCCAGGGCCUCUUCAGACAGGAGUCCCAGCUGGAGUUUGAGUCCGGGGAGGUCCUGCGCCUCACCCACGUUGCCCGGGGCCUGGACUCCGAGGGCGUCCUGCUCAUCGACAUCGUGGUCAACGGCUUCUGCCCUCCAUCAUUAGACACCUCCCACCUGGCCCUGCAGGACUUCGACGAGUCAUACGUGCAGACGGGCCGGGGCCAGCUGUACUCCUGGUCCUCCCAGCAGCAGCCCCACCAGAGGCCCGGCAGGGCCCCGCUGAUGCUGCGCUGCAACCACACCAUCCUCCACGAGGGCCCGGCUCAGCGCCAGGGGCCCCUGCUGCAGCUGCUCCGGGUCUCUGGCGUCAACAGCGUCUACAGCGUCUUCUCCCUGAGUCUGGACGUCAGCAUCACCGCCAGCCUGAUGCUACCAGACGGGGAUGGAGAAGCAUGUCCAAAGGGUUUCCUGGAGGACAUGGCCUCCUUCUGCGCCGAUGAGGACGAGUGUGCUCUGGAAUCGACCUGCUCCCACGCCUGCAACAACGUCAUGGGGGGCUUCACCUGCAGCUGUCCCUCGGGUUUCACCAUCUCCACGGAAACCAACAGCUGCCAAGACAUCGACGAGUGCUCCCAGGGCUCCCACAUGUGCCACUUCAACCAGCAGUGUGUGAACACUGUGGGCACUUACCGCUGCCAGGCCCGCUGCGGGGCGGGCUUCAAACCCAGUGCCGCCGGGAGCUCAUGCGAAGAUGUGGACGAGUGCCAGGAGUCCUCUGUGUCUCCGUGCCAGCACCAGUGUCUCAACACGCUGGGGUCCUACCGCUGCAUCUGUCACCCUGGUUACCAGCUCUCUGGUCCCCGCUGCCUGGACGUCAACGAGUGCAUGAGGAGCGUGUGUCCGGCUCACCAGCAGUGCCGCAACACGGAAGGAGGAUACCAGUGUUUUGACAGCUGCCCAGCUGGCAUGACCAAGACAGACAAUGGAGCCUGUGUUGAUGUGGACGAAUGCCAGGACGGGAGUCACAUGUGCCGCUACAGCCAGAUCUGCCAGAACACGGUGGGGGGGUACGGCUGUGUAUGCCCCCGAGGGUAUCGCUCGCAGGGAGUAGGCCUACCAUGUCUAGACGUCGACGAGUGCCUUCAGACUCCCGGCCCGUGCGCCCACCACUGCCGGAACGUGCCCGGGAGCUUCCGCUGCACGUGCCCCCCCGGCACGGCGCUGCUGGGCGACGGGCGUUCCUGUGCCGGCCUGGAGCGCGGCCACACCUUCUCUAACGGCUCCCGCGUCCGGGCCCGGCUCCGCCCCCAGCUGGUGUCCACCCUGGGCCGACCCGUCCUCACCCGCACCCACGGGGUGUCGCCCGUACUCUCCCGCACCCACGGGGUGUCACGCAUCACCAGGCAGAGCUGCCCCGCGGGCUACGCCAACAAGGACGGCUCGUGUGUUGAUGUGGACGAAUGUGUUUUGAGGAAACCAUGCCAACACGAAUGCCGAAACACCAUUGGCAGUUUCCAGUGUCUCUGUCCCCAUGGUUACCAGCUCCUAGCCAACGGCAGGAGCUGUAAAGACAUCAACGAGUGUGCCAUGGACAGAAUCCAGUGUGGCCCCAACCAGAUGUGCUUCAACACCCGGGGGGGCCACCAGUGCCUGGACACCCCCUGUCCAGCCACCUACCAGAGAGGAGGAAGCCCCGGGACGUGCUACAGGCCGUGCUCGCUGGACUGCGCCCCGGGCGGCGCCCCCCUGCUGCUGCAGUACAAGCUGCUGACGCUGCCGCUGGGCAUCCCGGCCAACCACAACGUGGUGCGUCUCUCCGCCUUCUCCGAGUCCGGGGUGCUGCAGGAGCGCACCUCCUUCUCGGUGCAGGAGCAGGAGGGGGAGGCGGGGCUCAGUGGACAGGUGUUUGGCAUCAGGGACGAGGAAGGGCGGGGCAUCAUCUUCACGCUGAGGGCGGUGGACAGCCCCGGGCUGGUGCGGCUCAAGGUGCAGGCCACCACCCUGUCCAAGCAGGGUCGGGUCACCUACCAGAGCAUGUUCAUCAUCUACAUCUCCGUGUCCAGGUACCCUUACUGAGCGCUAGAGCUCUGCCUGAACUGACUCUGCCCCCUGUUGGCCACCAGGGGGGUUACAGCGGCCUGAGAGUGCUGGUGGGAGGCGGCAGACUACAGAAGGACCGCACCAUUCCGUCAAACCCAAUGCCUCGGUGCUCCCUGGUUCAUUUCUAGAAAUAAAUGCUACAAAUAUUCUGACGGAGAAUUUGUCAAUGCAAGAUUUGGUUCAAUUUAUUUAUUCAAAAAGGGGUUGAAAAUCUCUGCUGAGAUUUAUGAGCUCUAGAUGGAUUCAUUUUCCAAGAUGCAAUAUAAAAUUUAAUUCAUUUUUUUUUACAUUUGUUAUUAAUUAUGUUCUUUCAAACAUUUGGUAAAAUGUUUAUUUGCAGGAUGUUAAAUAUAUUUUUAAGUACAUAAUUAACCACAACCCUGGGGUUACAAAAAGGAUAAAAAACCUUCAUUAUAAAUUUGAAAAGGCACACUUUUUACAAUAUGUGUGCAGCAUACGUGUUUACCUCGAGUAUGUUAAUUUAUUUAAUGAAUAUAGGAUUUUCUUUUGUCCAAUCAAUUCUCAUCAAAUUUAAAUGAAUUAAAUUGUACUGUCAAAGAUUUGACACCACUGUAAUACCAUCUCAACCGAGGCCUGGAGCUAUGGAUAUUAACAAAACAUAACAUGUGUGGAAAUGUUAUUUUUUCAUAUCUUAUUUUUUAUUCAUAGUUUUUAUAUAAUGUCAACUUGUCGAGAAAAAAAAGGGGGGGGGGGGUUCUUUGUGUGUCUUUCUAUUGAAGCGAUUUUGGCUCCAGCCAAUCAACGAUCAUGUCUCUAUGGUGCUUUAGGAAGAAAAGAGACAGGAUUAUGUCUGAUUGUAUGCAUCACGUCAGAGAGUCAGAGUUGGUUUGCACUUAUCUGUCUCAAGUGUGAUAUGAGUGUCUGACAGCAGACGUACGCCCCCUGGGGAGACAGAACACAUUCAACAGUAUCUCAAGUGAUAGGGAGAGAGAAUGCCUUUCAUUUGGUCCAUAUGAAAACACACUUCGGUUCUCUGGAAAUGGAUGUAAUGUUUGUAUCUUACCAGAAAUAAAAAAACGAUAAACA
Molecule: messenger RNA, 13974 nt
Organism: Gadus chalcogrammus (walleye pollock)
Lineage: Eukaryota; Metazoa; Chordata; Actinopteri; Gadiformes; Gadidae
Gene: hmcn2
Product: hemicentin 2
Exons: 81
Coding region: 256-12903 (4215 amino acids)
Biological process (GO): homophilic cell-cell adhesion; axon guidance; dendrite self-avoidance
Cellular component (GO): axon; plasma membrane
Molecular function (GO): cell-cell adhesion mediator activity; calcium ion binding
Source: RefSeq, a predicted model, not a curated record